AUGCUGUCAUGCAGAAAGAAAAGCUAUCGUAGCAAAUGUACGUGCGCCAUCUCAAGGGUCCAAUUGCCACGACACGAGGUAGCUAAUGCCUGCGACCGGGCUUCGACUCUGAGCUUCGGUCUCUUCUCGUCCCGGAGGAAUCGCCUCGGCAUCGACCUGCUAGUUGUCGCGACUUUGGAUGUCUCUGUGAAGCGGUUAUCUGUUUGGUUUGUUUAUGUGAAAAGCCGACCGCUGCUGCUGACUGUGUCCUGCGGCGGUGCAGCCCCUCCUCCACUUGCUGGCUCCGCACCAGGGCCAAGACCAGCAACAGGAGGCGGAAUAGGCUGCUUUGAAGAGGAGCUUAUUGAGCUAUGCAUCGUUGCAGUUGAUUGGGAGAAGGCAGAAGAGGUCAGCCGAUUCCAUCGUUUCAUCAGGCCCGGCGAGUGGGACGAAAAAGAUGCCGAGAUGCGGCAGGCGUUUCCUCCGUCAUGCUUCGCUCCUACAAAGGCUCUGGCGUUCAGUGAUGUCCUGGCCGAUCUCAUGGACUGGCUGCCGAAUUUGCUUGGGGUCACUCUGGAUGAGGUGAUGCCCGAGGAUUUUCUUUGGGUCAGUCCCAGGGAUUGGGAGAUCCAGAACUUGCUGCCCAGGCGCUGCACGUACGCAGGGGUGGACUGCGGCCUUCAGGAUUUCUUCUUGCGGCGCUGGUGUUGCCUCAAGGACGUGUUCAGGCAGCACUUUGCUCUACCGAAUGAGGCAGCGCCGAAUGGUCUUUCAGCUAUGGCUAGAUACCUCGGACAAGCUCCAAGCGACAAGGCAAAAAGAACCUUCUGCAUGGACGAGAACGCAAUCGUCGUGCGAGUAACGCUGGAGCUUGCGAGAAAAGGGUGGAAGCCCACAGCCACUGCGUGGCGGGCAUCUGUCAUGGCACCGACAACCUUUCUGUUGCCCAGACGUGGCGACGUCCCUGCACCAGAAGCCGAGCGCAGUGGCAAGCGCAACUUCUCACAGAUGGAGGCAGAUCCUUUCUCCGCAGGGCCGCCGCCAUCCAGGCCUCCGCAAGGGCCUCCGGGGUCUUCGACCGGUGUCAUUGGUGCCACGGCCAAAGCUGCCGCAAAGGCCAAGGUGGUGACAUGGCACGGUGGAGAUGGUGUGAGCUGGUGUAAGCACAGAGAAGACGAGCUGGCUGUGCGCAAACACUUGAAGGUCUUCGUUGGAGGACUUCCAGACAAAGCCGACGAGCGAGAGGUUGAGCAACACUUCACCAAGUACGGACACGUGGUUCACUGCAAUGUCUGCCCUCCGAAGGAUGGAGAAAAAAACAAGGCUCCGUACGCCUUCGUGACUUUCAGAUUUGCAGCCGAUGCAGAUUGUGCCGUAGUUGACAGACAGGACUUUCCAGGUGUUCAGAGGCAGCUGGCCAUGGGAUUUGCCACGCCCAGAAAGAAGGACACGGAUGAGGAGAAGCAGAAGCAGGACUCAAUGCUUAGUGAGGCCGAUCCGUGCAAGGUCUUCGUGGGUGGCAUCGGCGACAGGGAUAGUGAAGAGGAGGUAGGCGAUUUUUUCUCUCAGUGGGGUCUCGUCACUUUGGUCUACAGAGACAGAGCGUCGUGGGGCUUCGUCCACUUCGCAACCAAAGAAGCUGCCCUGCGCAUUCUCGAGGAAAGCAACGUGGUUUUCCACAGGCGCAAGUUGGACAUCAAGAAAGCUUCGGAGUCGAAGAAGACGAUGAGCGACGAUGAGAGGUACGACUUGGUGAAGCGUGCGAUUGCCAGGCAUUUUCACAAGAAGAGCGUGCAGCAUGCCCCACCUCCAGGCUAUCCACCGCCCGGUGGGUAUUACCCGCCGCCACCAGGCUACUAUGGUGCCCCACCACCAGGCUAUCCAGGUUACCCACCUCCCAAUUACCCACCACCUGGCUAUCCACCGUCAAGUGCGUAUCCUCCUGUCUACGGAUCCCAGCCACCCCCCGGUGGGCACUAUGCCGCGCUUCCGCCUUCUAGUCCGCCACCACCCCGGGAAGCACUGCCAGCGCCUUCGCCAGCUUCCGACGACCCCUAUCGACAACCAGCAGGAGAUCCUUAUGCUGCAUACGGCAGGGACAGGGAUCCUUACUCUGGCUACGACCGCGACAGGGAGCACGAUAGAUAUCGUCGACCAGAGGACGCUCCGAGUCGUGACCCUUACGCACACCUUUCAGGUUAUUAUGGACCGCCUCCUGGACAGCCCGAAGGUGCUCCUCCGCCUGCUGGCGUGUACGCAUCCUAUGCUGUCGACCCAAGAUAUGAGCCUAGGUAUCAGCCUUACUGA
Messenger RNA from Symbiodinium necroappetens, 2286 nucleotides. The record is from the annotation of a GenBank genome assembly. Lineage: Eukaryota; Dinophyceae; Suessiales; Symbiodiniaceae.